Molecule: messenger RNA, 1891 nt
Organism: Cuscuta campestris
Lineage: Eukaryota; Viridiplantae; Streptophyta; Magnoliopsida; Solanales; Convolvulaceae
Source: the annotation of a GenBank genome assembly
CUUCGCAUUUUAGAGCUUUCACUGGUCGAGCUCCCUCCUUUUGCCUUCUAGCCCUCCGAGUCAAGUAAGCUCCUCUCCCUUCCCCUUUUUAAGUUCUCCCCGGCUAUGUCUUCCUUAGGUAGUGAUAGGAUUUCGUCCUCGGAGGACCGCUCCUCUGAGGACUCCAACUCUUCUUCCUCGACCGGGUCUUCUUCCUCCAAUUCCAUGCCCGGCCAGGUCCCCAACCCCUCCACACCUGAGCCGCAGCCUGUAAAUCAAAUGCCCGGUCAGGUUGCUAUGGAGAGGGAUGAACCGGUUGACAACGAACCGGGUCCCUAUGACCCAGACACCGAGUCCUGGGAUGAGUGGGAAGAGCGGCUCCGAACUGCCGGUUACUUUCCACUCCCUACAUAUUAUGUCCUUGACAUUUCGUCCCAUGUAUCUAAAAUUGCCCUGAAUAAAAUCCGUAGGAGGCUCCCAGAUGGUUAUACCCUCUCGUACGAGUCUGACUGGUCUAACAUCAUUGAACCCCACCGCGAGGAUAGGAUAGGGUUCCACACUGUUUCUUUGGAUGCGGGCAUGGUUUUUCCCCUUCGCCCCCUCCUAACCAAAGUAUGCCAUGCGUUUAGGAUUUUACCCGGCCAGAUAACCCCUAACGCGCAUCGGUAUCUCCAUUCCUUGGUAAACAUAUGUUCUCACCUCAAAAUCGAGCCUUCCCUUCGCCUUUUCCUUUUUUGUUUCGAAGUCCUACCGGGCGGGACUUGUUGUGAAGGCUUCGUAUUCUUUAAGGGGCGAACCGGUAGGAAGUUCAUUUCCGAUGUCCCUCAAAGUAACCGGGGAUGGAAGGAAAAGUUUCGUUUUAUUGAGUUUCCCCCGUUUGUCACUCCAUUGGCCGGUCUGAAAUGGAACGACCAUCUUCUAAACCACGAGUAUACUGUGUCGGCUUCCUCCCCCGACCUUGAAGCGAGUCUAGAGAUCCUCCCCCGUGGGGAUCCUUUCACCGGGAGGAAAUUUAACUACGGGAGCUGGGUUUGGAGGAUCGAACCGGGUGGUGAGGCCCAGGCCCAUGAAGCAGCGGGGCGCAGGGUACCCUCCCCGGGAAACACUGCAGAGGCUAAGGCCCAAAACCGCCCAGAUAUGGAGUUCGAGGAGUUCGCCAUGCCCGAAGAUCAGCCAGCGAGAGAGACCGGGGGUUCUCAAGCUGCUUCCGCCAAAACUUUCACGGUCCAACCAAAGACCGUGGAAAUACACGAUGAGGAUGAGCCUCAAGACGACCUGUUCAAGGGGAAGGGCAUAGAGAAGGCUGGGGAGAUUGGACCACUGACUGCAGACCGGUUAGGGAUGAGCUCUCCUUCCGAAGUCGACCGGCUGAAGAAGGAGAAAGAAGAGAUGGCCCUCAUCUUGAAGAGCCAGGCAGAUGAGCUGAUCAGGCUGUCUGGGCUGGCCGGGGCAAUGAAGACUGAGAUCUCCCAACUGAAGGAGGAGAAUGGCCGGCUUAUGGAUGAAGUCUCUAAAGCCAAGAGGGAAAUGGCUCUGAAGGAAGAGAGCUUUCCCAGUCGUGCAGCUGCCUGGAUGGAGGAGAACAAGGCCAAAGCAGCCUGGGUGAUGACGGCAACCCCGGAGACUACCAUGGAGUCCUUCAGGCUUCUUUACCGGGAACCUGAAGGAAAGAAGAUGAUUACCGCCAUUGGAUCCUAUGGAUUCAAGAGCGGUCAGAAGAAAGACCGGGCUGCCUCUCACCGGGUCCUGAAGAAAAGGGACCCAGACUUCAGUGCAGCUGCCUAUGGCUUGGCCCCAAUUCCGGAGGAAGAGCCUACUCCCCCUUCCCCCUAGAUUGAUCUCCCGGCUGCGCCCGGUUGAAUUGUUUUGUAAAACUUCAAACUCCAUUUCCCCGAGAAUGCCUGGUGUAUCU